This is a messenger RNA of Dicentrarchus labrax (European seabass), 2056 nucleotides long. RefSeq names its product homeodomain-interacting protein kinase 1-like. The coding region runs from base 8 to 916 and encodes 302 amino acids. The record is from RefSeq and is a predicted model, not a curated record. Lineage: Eukaryota; Metazoa; Chordata; Actinopteri; Moronidae. The transcript has 2 exons. Gene Ontology annotation, molecular function: transcription coactivator activity; ATP binding; transcription corepressor activity. Gene Ontology annotation, cellular component: nucleus; PML body; cytoplasm. Gene Ontology annotation, biological process: intrinsic apoptotic signaling pathway in response to DNA damage by p53 class mediator; peptidyl-serine phosphorylation; positive regulation of transcription by RNA polymerase II.
CAAUGUGAUGAUUGUGGACAGUAAGAAGCAGCCACUUAAAGUCAAACUUAUUGACUUUGGUCUGGCACGUCCAGUAUCCGCUGUGGAGCCUGGAGUCUGUGUACAGACCACAUGGUACAGGGCACCGGAGGUGAUGCUUCAUCUACCAUUUGAUGAGGCUAUAGACAUGUGGUCUCUGGGUCUGGUUGCUGCGGAGCUGGCAACCGGGAGCCCACUCUACCCUGGGGACACAGACUAUGAUGUGCUGAGGUUCAUCCUAGAAACUCAGGGCCAACCGGCAGAUGAUGUGCUGGACCGUGGCAUGGGCACUGAAUAUUAUUUCAGAGAGCAACGCCACGGCCAGCAGCGCUGGAUGUUCAAGUCACCUGAACAGUUUGCGUAUGAGACGGGGGUCUACGCGAACGAGACCAGAUGCCAAAGGCUCAAGAGCCUUGAUGACCUUGAGCAUCUGAUGAUGGACAGUGACCAUCAAACUGAACAGCGUCUGUUGGUUGACCUGAUCAAGAGGAUGCUGGAGCUUGAUCCAGAACAGCGGAUCAAACCCCUGGAGGUUCUGCAGCAUCCUUUCUUUGCCCAGAGCCCUCCUCAGAGGGCCCACAUCUGUGUCCAGAUGUCCGAAGAGGAACCACCAACACUGAGCCCGCAGUGUUCCGGGUUCAGGAGAAGAACCGCCUCCCUGGCUGCCGGAUUGGAGGACAACAAUGGAGAGGUGGACGUCCAGCCAAACGACAACGCUGACAACGACGGCUGGCUAAGACGUUUGAUCCUCAGGAAGGCUGUUCCACAGACGAGGACCAGAGUGAGAAAAAGUGCCUCACCAUGGGUGAAAAGGAUACUACCUGUGGAUCUCAGGGUUCAUAGUGUAAAAGCAAAUAUGUUGUUUUGUUUUGCUUUUAUGUGCUUCUACAAUGGGUAAGUAGGCUACAUUGAGUUUUGUUGUGGCUGUUUUUACGAUCAUUGGUCUGUAUGGGGUAAACUGUCACAAUUGGGUAUCACUCCGCUUGAUGAAAAAAUGUUGGUCUAACAAUCUGCUGUAAAACUGAAACAUUUAAGGUCAACUUCGCCCCUCUGUGGUGGACUAACUUAUUGAUCAGUGGUGGCUUCGUUUCGGCUGAACCACGCCCCUUAGCUGUGAUAUAAUCACAACAUAUCUAUUGCUAUUGCUAAGCUAUUGCUUAAUUGUCCCUCGAGGGACAAAUAAAGUAUUGUGGAUUGGACUGAAAUUGAUCUGCACUGUGCAGCUUCAUGCAGCUUCCUUUCACAAAUAAACUAGGUACUGGAGCCGCUUCUGGUGGAAUCACCAGCAUUGCACUGCAGCGAUCAGCUCUGGUGGCUACGUGACGAGUCAAGUAGUCACAAUCUGGCAUUUUGCAGAAAGAACUGGAGCUGUUUUUGGAGGACAGUGUCAGCCGCUAAAUCACAAUUGCAAACGCUGUUUUUUUGCAGCAAUGUACACCUUUAUUAGACAGGCGAUAGACAGCUCAGAGAAAAUUAGGUGAAAAAGAGAGGGGGAACAACAUGGAACAAGGUUUGGUUCAUAGUUGAGUCCAGUCUGGGGACGUUGCAGUUCAUGGUUUGGCGCUUUAAACUUUUAGGCCAGCAGGGCGCACUGCAAAAACUGCUUUAAAGAUUUGUUUUUGUGUUAAAAAUGCACCUGCAGAUUUGGCCUCUUUGGAGUUCUUAGUUAGGUAGCUCUGAAAACUCUGAGCUUUUAUAUCUUAUGUUAAUUAGUGUUCAAUCUAAUGAUUCAACCUAAUAACUUUGAUGUGCGCUGUGCUUUAGAGUGUUUUUUCUGCUUUACAAGAGGUUCGUUACUUAAAACACUAAAAGUAGGUCAGCAGCAUGUUUUUACCUCCACUGAGGUUAGCAGGAGAGCUAAUAAUAUGUUUGAAUGGACUUAGGAAUUAGGCCACAGACCAAGGAGCAAGUAAUUAGUUCAGUUUAAGAUUAUUUUUUUGGCAUUUUCAGCUUUAUUGCACAAAUUGAGAGUGAAGCGGCAGACAGGAAACCAGGGGUGAGACAUACAACAAAGGUAGCUGGGUGCAAACCAGCAAUG